GCAGAGGGAGGCCUGGGCCGGGAGGCUGCGGGCGGCCAUGGCGCUGCAGUUCGGAGCGGCGGGAGCGGCUGAGGAACCCGCGCUGGUCGGGGGCAGCUUCGGGGCCGCGGAUUCGUUCCCUAAAGAUUUCGGCUACGGGGAGGAAGAGGAGGAAGAGGCGGAGCUGGAAGGAGGCCCGGGACCCGGCGGACCCGGCGGAGGAACGGGAGGGCCCGGAGGCGGCGCGGGAGGGGCGGAUUCCAAACCGCGGAUCCUGCUGAUGGGGCUGAGGCGCAGCGGGAAAUCUUCCAUCCAGAAGGUGGUGUUUCACAAAAUGUCUCCCAAUGAGACCCUCUUUUUGGAAAGUACCAACAAGAUCUACAAAGAUGAUAUUUCCAACAGUUCCUUUGUCAAUUUUCAAAUCUGGGAUUUUCCUGGCCAGAUGGACUUUUUUGAUCCAACGUUUGAUUAUGAGAUGAUCUUCAGGGGAACAGGUGCUCUAAUAUAUGUUAUUGAUGCCCAGGAUGACUACAUGGAAGCUUUGACAAGACUCCACAUUACAGUUUCAAAAGCCUACAAGGUCAACCCAGAAAUGAACUUUGAAGUUUUUAUUCAUAAAGUUGAUGGUUUAUCAGAUGACCAUAAAAUAGAAACUCAGAGGGAUAUUCAUCAGAGGGCUAACGAUGACCUCACGGAUGCAGGGCUUGAAAAACUUCACCUCAGCUUUUAUUUGACCAGUAUUUAUGACCAUUCAAUAUUUGAAGCCUUCAGUAAAGUGGUACAGAAGCUCAUUCCACAACUGCCAACACUGGAAAAUCUACUAAAUAUCUUUAUAUCAAAUUCAGGCAUUGAAAAAGCUUUUCUCUUCGAUGUAGUCAGCAAAAUCUACAUUGCAACAGACAGUUCCCCUGUGGACAUGCAGUCAUAUGAGCUGUGCUGUGACAUGAUUGAUGUAGUGAUAGAUGUUUCCUGUAUAUAUGGGUUAAAGGAAGAUGGCACUGGAAGUGCUUAUGAUAAGGAGUCAAUGGCAAUUAUCAAGCUGAAUAACACAACAGUCCUGUACUUAAAGGAAGUAACAAAGUUUUUGGCAUUAGUUUGCAUUCUUAGAGAAGAGAGUUUUGAACGCAAAGGUCUGAUAGAUUACAAUUUUCACUGCUUCCGCAAAGCCAUUCAUGAAGUCUUUGAAGUAGGUGUUGCCUCCCACAGAAUCUGCAACCAUCAGUCUGCAACCUCAAAUCUGAAAGCAGUGACUCACAAUGGCACACCUAGGAAUGCAGUCUAGAGGAAAAAAAAAACUAAAGAUGCUGGAUAGACUUGUCAGCUCUUCACUCCAGGGAUUUGUGGAACAAGAGGAAAGUAGUCUGAAGGCCUGAAGUAUGUCUCAAAGAAGAGUGGCACUAACUGUGGAACAAGCAGCUUGUUAACUCUUGUUGGAGAACUGAAACUACUGUAAAAAUACACUGAGGCCAGUGGAGUUAGGAAUGCCAGUUUGAAGCCAGCUUUAUUGUAAUUGCAGUGGUUUUUCAGUUUGGAGCCUGUCUCUGGUGGCCUGAUGAAAACUUACAAGUGGUUGAGUUGAGUUUGGCAUGAAAGACUGAAAAGUCACUGUGCUUAACUUUUUUUUUUUUUUUUUUAACAUGAAUCUGGAGAAAAUCCACUUUUGCUUAAGUUUACCCUUUUGUCAUGAAAAAGAGAAAUUAAAAAAAUGAUGGUAUUAAUUAGGCUUGUGAAACUCAGGCUUUUUGUUUGGUGAGGCUGGUCUUGCAAAUCAUUUCAUGAAGUAGUUUUCUCUCUCCUGUGGGUAAGCUCAGAGUAUAAUCAUUAAUUCUGUACCUGUUAAGUGGAUGCAAGGUAGAGCUCUGUUCUAGUGACUGUUAGGAAGCUGAUCUGGAGUUUCGUUGUAAGAGAUGGUUACACUUUGCUUUCAGACCACACUACUUCAUGUGCUUCCUUUGAUGGAGAACAGAGAUGUAAUAAAUCUGAGUGAUUAAUCCUGUUCACAAAAGAACUGCAUAACUAACUAAACUGAAGUGUCUGAAAUGCCAUCUCUUGGAAUAAAACCACCACAUUCCAGCUACUCUCAAGAGAAAAAUUACAAAGUUCCUGACUUUCCCUGGUGGAUCUUGCUCCUCUCCAACUGCUAGGGAAAUGUCUGAGGGUGUUAUCCUUGCAUGGCAAGAAGUAUCAUUGUGUUACAACCUCCUAAUAAUGCUGGACAUGGGAAAGUGCAUUGAUUCUGUCCUGUGGCAAACAUCCUCUGGUUUGUCCCUGUGCAAUCCCAACAGAAUCCUAUUUUUUUCCAACUUUGCUGGCUUUCAAACAAUGGGACAUAGACCUGAGUUGUUUUAAUCUAAUUUAUUGGUACUAUUGCUGCAGAUGUCAUAGUGUACAUCCACCUUGGGAUGCAGCAAGCUGGGUGACUGGCCUGUAAAGAUCUUGCCUCUUUUUUCCCUGUCACUCUGUGUGUGGAGGUGUUGCAGCACCACUGGACCAAUGGACUGUACAAGUGCCACUGUCUGGAGGUCUCUGUAAGAUCUGUAUCUCUAAGCAGUCUCUGCAACUGGUGUAUUUAUGUGGUCAGAAAAUAACCAUGGGAUUGCUUCUGUGCUCAUAGAAUGGGUUUUCAUUGAACUAUGUAAAAAUGAAUAUACAGGUGUUAACAUUAGGGCACCUUCUGUGUAAAUGUUUUUUCCUUUGUUUUAAAGCUGUUGGAUGGUAUUAAGUACAUUGAGGAUUUGCUCCAGAAGUCACCACUGUCAGCAGGAGACUUGGGAAUUCAGUGUUCUAGUUCACAUCUCUCAAUAGCAGUUGUGGCUCUGAACCUAGGCUGAGACUCUGGGUAGAGGAACUGCAGGGUUUGGGUUUUUUUUUUUAAGGAAAUGCUGCAGCCUUGUAAGGUUGGGUUUUGUACCUUGCAGUCUCUGUCACAGUGUUCCACUGCUCAAGGUGAGAGGAGAAGUGAUGGGUAAGAUUUCAGGAAGAAAGAUAUCAUUCCCAUCUGUUUUCCACAUUCUAAGUACAUGUGUAUAUUCCUCUUUGUCUUCACUCUUGGUCAUUUUGUGCUAAUAAAAUGAAAAACUCUCAAACUUGGAA
Molecule: messenger RNA, 3072 nt
Organism: Calypte anna (Anna's hummingbird)
Lineage: Eukaryota; Metazoa; Chordata; Aves; Apodiformes; Trochilidae
Gene: RRAGC
Product: Ras related GTP binding C
Exons: 7
Coding region: 38-1261 (407 amino acids)
Biological process (GO): cellular response to starvation; cellular response to amino acid stimulus; positive regulation of TOR signaling
Cellular component (GO): lysosome; nucleus; Gtr1-Gtr2 GTPase complex
Molecular function (GO): GTP binding; GTPase activity
Source: RefSeq, a predicted model, not a curated record